Messenger RNA from Fusarium sp. VM40, 3585 nucleotides. NCBI's taxonomy places the organism in Eukaryota, Fungi, Ascomycota, Sordariomycetes, Hypocreales, Nectriaceae. The record is from the annotation of a GenBank genome assembly.
AUGACACGCACGACAGACUUCCCCUCGUGGUUCUGGCUCCCUCUCAGGGAUGACUGCGAGUGGGACUCGCUCUUCAGCAUGCACGAGUGCUACGACGAGGAGUACGACAACGUGCUCUCGACUCUGAUAGGGGUCCUCUUGAGGAUCUUCCUGACGACACCCUUUUUCUUCUGGGCCUUUAUGGUCUUCCACUUCAGCCGACAACUCUCCCAACGGCUCCUCCUCCUCAUUCUCGCCCUCACUAUCAUCACGGCGGUCCCCGUUUGGCUUCUCCCAACCAUCUACAGUGAUGGCUACGAGCGCCAUCGGGGUAUGGUGGAACCCUCAUUCUCCAUCAUGAGGGAGAUUUGGAUGCUUUUGGCUUUGCCAAACAUCUUUUUCUGCCCUCCCAUCGUGACGUUGUGGCUGCGCCAGAGCAUCGCAAUGAUGCAAGAAGCUAUUGUUGGCAUGGGCGACUAUGUCAGCAAUGGCUUCGACUUCGACAUUUCUUUCCCCGUUUCCCAGGGUAGGGACCUGACCCCACGGAACGACGAAGUCUCUGGUGCAGAGCGCUGGAUGAGGUUGCUGUUGCAGGAGGUCGAGGACGACCGGCAAGCCAAGUGGGACGAGGAGGCGAGGGUCUUGGAGCAGGAGAACAACGCGAAGCAGGCUGCCUUGCUGAAGAAGCAGGAGUCCGACUGGAUGCUCGACGUUGCUUCCAAGGCCCUCACGUUGAGAAGUCAAAGGCAACGCCGCCAACAACGUGUCCGCCGUGACCCUCCUCCUCCCCAGGGCGAGGGAUACAAUCCCCGAAGAGCCUUGGCAGCAGCGCUAAAGCUCCAAGAUGAGGGGGUCAACAUCCCUGUGUACAAGACGAAGAGCACCCAGACAGAAGAGGCCGACUUUGUCGCUCGUAGGAAGACAACGAAGCCAAUCAGCCCGCCACCAAGGAAGUACGUUUCCUGCGGUGUUCAGACUGAGCCGGUGGAGCCUCUUACUCGCGAGGAGCCCAAGGUCACUGUCCUCCCUGUCCUCCCUGUCCUUCCUGUCACACCCCAGGAAGUCUUGAAGUCCACGACCACAACAAGUCCUGUUGAAGAAAAACCUGCGACCCCUGUCCAGGAAGAGCUUGACAGUAUCGACAUCAACGCCAUCGCCGUCACUAGCAUCCUCCCUGACGCCACGGUUCCUGCUUCUCCCACCCGCGAAGAGCCUAACGGCGUCACCAACACCACCAUCACUGUUACUGACACUCUCCCUGAGACCACGAUACCUGUCUCUCCUAUCCGCAAAGAGCCUGAUAGCAUCAAUAACACUGACCGCCUCUCACCCUCUCCUCCUGCGAGCCAUGCAUCUCUUGAACAAGAAGAGCCUCAAGACCUCAGCAACGCUGACUGUCCCUCCCCCCCUGUCACUGUGUUUUCUCCCCUGGACGAGCCUAACGACCACAUCAACAUCGACAGCCCUCCUAUCUCUCCCCCUACCAACCUCUUUCCUGUCCAGGAAGAGCCUAACGGCCUUAUAAACACCAACUGCCCCUCCCUAUCUCCUAUUGCGAACCGUGAGUCUUCGGCAGAUGCCGACGUCGCACUCGAUGACAUUAUACAAGGUUACGCUCAACUACACAUUGAAGACGAGGAGUUUGAAGAUGAUAUAUAUGAGGACAGUCUUGCUGGUGACCAUGAGAUGCCAGAUGAGGAACCAAAUGGUUCCGCAGUAUCCCAGGAGUCACACAACCAGACGCUUGUUGCCUGCGACACUGACGAGGAGAUGGUCGACCAGGUAUUCUUCGGUUCAGAGGAACCAACUGUGAAUGUCCAGCAAGAGGGAGUCGAGGACCAGGAAGUAAGUGCCAACGACAUUGAGAUGGCAGAAACUCCAGUUCGGUACCCCACCCAAGAGGAAAAGGAGAGGAUAGAGGAUGCGGCGCUGGAUGUGUUUGGGGAAUUCAUGGAUGAAGAUGACGACGAAGUCAGUGAAAGACCAGAGCCAACUUCAAAUGCUGCCUUCGACCGAAUGAGAGACAGAUCUCGCCCCCCCCCUAUUCAACACCCUCGACCUAUCCAGAUCCCUCCCAUUCAAUUUCCCCACCCCAGCUUCUCAAUAUCUGAAGAAGCUACAGAGCCAGCGACUACAACUUUGGGAAUCCAGUUCCCACCAUACGACUUCACAGUACCUCCACCACUACCAGCGACCGCGCAACCAGGAACACAGUUCCAACCAUUCCACUUCUCCCAGACUCUACAAUCAGGUCAAGAUGUACAAGUACAGGCUCCAUUCACAGAGGGUAGCCCUGCCCAAUACCAUACCAUGAGCCAGAAUGAGCAGGAUGACCUGGCAAGAUUGAUGGAGGCUGAAUUUGAAAUGCAUGACGUCCAGGGAACCAACACGCAGACUGUCCAGGGCUCCCAGUCUCAGCCGACCCAGUCUCCCAGACUUAACAGUCACCCCUCUAUUCCUAUCGACCCAGAGCUUGCAAUUGAAAACCAAGCUUUAGUAGACGCGGCUAACGCUCCUACUCCUCUCCCUGCAAGCCAAUAUGACUCGUACACCUCGCUCCGUGAUGAGGCUGACAAAAAACGGGAUGCACCUGACCCAGCCAAGGUGGCUGCGAAAGAGAAGCUUGCCACCAGAAGAAUCGCGAAGCCAAGAACCAGACGAACUGCCCUCACCCCUGCUCAAGAGAACUUUCCACAGUCCUCAGUACCAAGUGAAAGUCCACAGCAACAGCAACAGCAACAGCAACAGCAACAGCAACAGCAACAGCAACAGCAACAGCAACAGCAACAGCAACAGCAACAGCAACAGCAACAGCAACAGCAGCAACCGGCUCCUCAAUUGGAAGACGUUCAAGCGAACGACAUAGCUAUAAUGGAUACUGAGGCUCUGAAUAUUCUGCGACUCGCAAUGGAGAACGAUAUCCCUAUCCCGGGUCAUGCUCAGACCCAGGAGGCAGGUGUCCAGGAGGAACCCGUUCACGGGGAGGUUUCUCAAGAAAAUCAGAGCUACAAGAAUACCGCAAACGAGUCCACGGUCACAGAGCAACCAGAGGUAGUCCAGCCAGUCACAGCUGAGGUCCCGCCUCAGCAAACCGAGACUCAAGUCACCCCUUCUCAACCAGCCCCUUUUCAACAGCAGACGCCUGCCAGUAACACACCCUCAGAAACCGAACCUACCCAGGCCCAGCAACAACAACCUGUUGCUCCGAUCCAGAUGGGUGGGUUGAUUCUCCCUGGAGGUAACGCUGUGAUAUCCAACCCAGCGACCACUCCACUACCUCAGACACCUCAGACACCUCAGCAUACCAGCAAAGCUCCUCUUUCAGCAGAGGAAAAGCAAAGAAGAACAACCGAGGAUAUAGAAAGGAAGAGGAGAGCAAGGGAGGCCAGAAAGAAGGCUGGGCCCAGUUUGUUUCACCAGCCGAGACGAGGAGGCACUCCGGGCCCGUCAACACCAAGAACACCAACUACACCAACUACACCCCGACAGAACCUAGCACUUUACCAGGCUGAAUCGGCUGAUGCAGAGGUAGAAGUCACCAAGAUUCUCGCGGCAGGCGAUAUCCCCAUGCAUCUGCGAGAGCAAGUCCGCGAUCACAAGAACUAG